CGGGGUGUGUGCGUGAGGUGCAAAUAGAGGACGACCAACUCCAUCGUCUCAGUCGACCGUCCAGUUUUCAGCUCAACCCGGUCGAAGUUGGUAAGCCCAGGAGGGAGACGGUUCUGCCGAGCGCCGCUGACAGCCCGUUGGUUCGACGGUCCAGUAAAUCCUCCGCCUCCGCCAUGAAGUUACUGUGGGCUGUCGGCGCCCUUCUGCUGAGCUGUUGGCGAGCGAAUGCGUCCACAGCGGGUUUUAUCAAGUCCCCGUUGUCUCAGAUGAAGUUGAUUAAUGAUGAUGCAGAGCUGCAUUGUGAGGUGAUAGGAAAUCCCAUCCCCGAGGUGCAGUGGUGGUUUAUAGAGGGUGAAGAGCCCGACGAGACCUUCACCCAACUCUUUGACGGGGCCAGGAAUGACCGUGUGCAAAUAAAUGCCACCUACAUAGCGCAUGCCACUAGCACCAUUCACCUCACUAGCCUCACCCUCAACGACUCGGGCACAUACGAGUGCCGCGCUUCCAACGACCCUGACCGCAAUGAACUGAAGAAGACGCCAAAAAUCAAGUGGAUCCGCUCGCAGGCAAACAUAAUUGUGAUUGAAACUCCGAAUAUCUUCACGGAGCCAUCUGAGGUCACCAACCAAACCAAUGCUGUGCUCAGGUGCAACUUGACAGAUACCAGCCUUCCAAUCAUGGGUUCACAGUGGCUACACAACGGCAAAGUCAUUGAAAAGUCAGUGACCACUGAUCCCUCGCCACACACGACCCUAAGUUUGGACAAGAUCACUCACACCAAUGCUGGAAAGUAUGAAUGUGUGUUCCUGACUAACCCAGAGGUGAAAAAGACGAUUGAGGUCAAAGCAAUCCCCCAUGUCUCUGCCUACAAGCACUCUGAACAUGGCAAUGAGAAGGACAAAGGCGUGAUGGUCUGCGUGGGCCAUGGUUAUCCCCUGCCCACUGACUGGGUGUGGUUCAAAGAAGUAGAUGGUGCUCGACAGCAGCUUGAAAGCAAUGGCACCUCUGGAAAAUAUAUGAUCAAAACUACCCCCAACAACACCACUCUGACCAUCAAUGACCUGAGCAUCCAGAACGACAUCGGUGACUACGUCUGCUCUGGCGACAACGGCCUCGGCACACACAGCGACACAAUCCACCUGCGUGUCCGCAGCCGCCUGGCCGCUCUCUGGCCUUUCCUUGGCAUCGUGGCGGAGGUCAUUGUCCUUGUGACCAUCAUCUUCAUCUACGAGAAGAGGAGAAAGCCCGAUGAAGUCAAUGACGAUGACGACUCAGGAUCUGCUCCUCUGAAGAGCAAUUCUACUUCAAACCACAAAGACAAGAAUGUGAGGCAAAGGAAUUCUAACUAGAAGCUGAAGAGACGGACGGGUCACAGGCAGUCCAGGAUUCAGCUCUUGAGUGGCACAUUAUACUGUGCACCCUGCAAUUUUAAGUACCUUUUAUGUGCUUGGGUGUUAAUGUUUUAAUAAACUGAUUUCCUCUCCUUUUAUUUUCUUCUUAUUAUUCUCCACAUUGUGCAGCCACAAAAUUAUAGUGUGAACUACUUUCUGCUUGAGGCCGCGGGGCAAAUAUUGCAUGAGUUUAAAUGCUGUUCUAGAAAAGUGUGUGUUGUUGAAUCACUAGAAAGUUCACGUGAGGAAUGCUUAGUUUGUGAUCAUUUUCUGUUGAUGCUGAUGCUUCCUACACUGACCUGUCUAUGCUUUUUUUUUUUUUUUUCAUCCACAAACAAAUUUUUGAAGGACCAAGUGCAGGAGAUGUAACUGUUGCUUCUUUUGGAUGCAACUUUAAUAUUGUGCACUGAUGUUGAAAAACUGCAGAUUGAUAGGUUUUUUUUUGUUUGUUUUUCUUUUUGCUUUUCACUCAUUGUGAUCUGACACAUUUUUGUGAGAUGGUUGGACUGUCAUCUGUUUUCUUCACUGUGUAGAUGAUACCGAAGCCAUAUGUACCAUUUUAACCUGAGUAGUGUUGUGAUUGGAUGUUACCACUUCAGAGUUACACUAAUAAUGACCUGGCCAGGAGUGUGUAAGUUGUUGUACCUUCCAGCUACUUGGAAAACCAUCUCUUGUACAACGUGCACAGACUGAAUAAAGGUAUUUAAAUUUA
Messenger RNA from Salarias fasciatus (jewelled blenny), 2103 nucleotides. RefSeq names its product basigin (gene bsg). Gene Ontology annotation, cellular component: plasma membrane; cell-cell junction. The transcript has 9 exons. Bases 174 to 1349 code for a protein of 391 amino acids. Gene Ontology annotation, molecular function: cell adhesion molecule binding. Lineage: Eukaryota; Metazoa; Chordata; Actinopteri; Blenniiformes; Blenniidae. The record is from RefSeq and is a predicted model, not a curated record. Gene Ontology annotation, biological process: cell-cell adhesion.